Messenger RNA from Puntigrus tetrazona (Sumatra barb), 2203 nucleotides. RefSeq names its product L-threonine dehydrogenase (gene tdh). NCBI's taxonomy places the organism in Eukaryota, Metazoa, Chordata, Actinopteri, Cypriniformes, Cyprinidae. Gene Ontology annotation, molecular function: L-threonine 3-dehydrogenase activity. Bases 167 to 1294 code for a protein of 375 amino acids. Gene Ontology annotation, biological process: L-threonine catabolic process. The record is from RefSeq and is a predicted model, not a curated record. The transcript has 9 exons.
GCGGAUAUAAAACCUCCGCUGCGGGCUGAUGCAAUACUGGAAGAUACUGAAUGAAGCGUCGGUGACGGAAAACCAGAUAAAGAAAGCUGCUCACGCCGCACAGAAAAAAAAACACGUUUUCUGCCUAAUCUCUGAAUCUUAUUCUAGUCAAUAGGUAAACUUGAGUAUGCCAGUCGUCAGAGCCCUUAGUAAGGUGGCAAAGCAGGCCCUGCUGGCCCCUGCGUGUGGAUGCCAGCCUGUGACGGUGGCGAUACGCAACAUCAGCUUCUCCCCGCGUCAGGUCACCUCUGGAUCUGAUGCCAGCUUUCAUUCUGUGUCCUUCUCUGAGACCGACCACCCCAAAGUUCUCAUCACAGGUGGCCUCGGGCAACUAGGGGUUGGGCUUGCGAAACUGUUAAGGAAGCGGUUUGGAAAAAACAAUGUAAUCCUUUCAGACAUCAGGAAGCCACCAAGCAACGUCUUUCACAGCGGCCCCUUUAUCUACUCUGACAUUCUGGACUACAAGAACUUGCGAGAGAUUGUAGUAAAUAACAGGAUCACCUGGUUGGUGCAUUACAGCGCUCUUCUGAGUGCUGUUGGGGAAGCUAAUGUCCCACUGGCACGAGCAGUCAACAUCACAGGACUGCACAACAUCCUAGACAUUGCAGCAGAACACGGGCUUCGGCUCUUUGUGCCCAGUACAAUUGGUGCCUUCGGACCAACCUCACCUCGAAACCCUACGCCUGACCUCUGUGUGCAGAGACCACGUACUAUAUAUGGCGUCUCUAAAGUCCACGCAGAGCUCAUGGGGGAGUACUACCACCACCGAUACGGCCUUGACUUCCGCUGUCUGCGAUACCCUGGCAUUAUCUCCGCAGACUCGCAGCCUGGCGGUGGCACGACAGACUACGCCGUGCAGAUUUUCCACGAUGCCGUCAAGACCGGCAAGUUUGAGUGCAACUUGAAACCGGAUACACGGUUGCCCAUGAUGUACAUCGAUGACUGUUUGCGGGCCACGCUGGAGGUGAUGGAGGCACCGGCGGAAACGCUCAGUAUGCGCACCUACAACAUCAAUGCCAUGAGCUUUACUCCAGAGGAACUGGCAAACGAGGUCCAGAAACAGCUGCCUGAUCUUCAGGUCACAUAUGAGAUUGACUCCAUACGACAGGGUAUAGCUGACAGUUGGCCCAUGAACUUUGACGACAGCAACGCACGCAAUGACUGGGGCUGGAAGCACGACUACGAUCUGCCAGAGUUGGUCCAGACGAUGCUCACCUUCAUCGGCUCAGACGCCCGCAUCGCCCAGGCCAACUGAGUCCGCUCAUGAACACUGCUGUUUUGUGUAUAUUUCAUAAAGAUUUAUAGUGACGCAGAAGAGAGAUACGUGGUCUGUACAUAGUCAUAUUCCUUUUCUCUUUUGUGUCAUCUGUAUAUUCCUUUUGACUAGCACAGACUUUAUGUAUAAUUGCAGAUUGUACAAAAAGGUUGGGUCUCUUCGAGUCACGGUGGAAAACCAUGACUUGUUGCGUAUUAUGAAAGGAAUGGGAUUAAACCUGACAUGAUCCUCUUGUGCUUUCUAUGUAGUGAAAAAGGAUCAUUAUGUCUCCGGUAAAAGUAAACCAAACAAACAUGAAAGUCCAAAAAUGAACAUGGGAGAUCUUAAAUGUAGCUUCCCGAGUUAUACUAUCUUUCAGAGUUUCUUUUUUUUGAGAAAUAAUUUUACUGUACCUUUUUAUAGAAGAACAUAAUAUAUGAGGGAAUAGGCUGCUGGCCAAGUUCAGACUAGUAGGAUUGAAAGACAGGAGCUUCAACCCACUCCAAAAUAAACAAAGAUUCUGGUUUAAACAGGGUGGGACUCAAAUGUAGGUCCUCGGGGAAAGUGAGGGUCGUGAUGAGUGAUGAUGACCAUACCAUAUCCUUUUCGUUUGCUCUUCCUCUCUUGCGCAUCUAUUUCUAUCUAUUUAUUCAGAUUGCUCACAAACGAAAUGCGAGAUUUGUUCUCGUUUCACAUGUUUGCUGUACACUUUAAUAAGGUCACUUUUUUUUAAAAAAAUGCAUUACGUUUUUAAAUGACCCUUAAACAUUUUCCCACUGGGAAUAUAUUAUCCCGUUUGAAGGGGAGAGUGGGAAACAAAUUUAAAUUAUUUUUAGUUAAGCUUUGCAUCCACAUCUUUUGUUCUUUGGAUCACAAAACUUGUGCCAAUAAAGCUUUUUUUAUCUUUAA